AUGUGCAAACAUAUACUCAAUGCCCAAGUUGCCAUCAGAGCUCCCUGUUGCAAGAAAUGGUUCGAUUGUGCAGAAUGUCAUUAAGAAUUAGAAGACCAUCCUCUUUCAAAAUGCAUUGAAAUGAUUUUCGCCUGCAAAAAAUGCAAGAAAGUUUUUCGAAAAGACGUCACAGAUUAUGAUGAAUCUGAUGAGUAUUGUCCACAUUGUGAUAACCAUUAUGUUAUCAAAGCAGUCACUCAAGAGUCCAAAGAAAUUUAAAAGUUUGAGAACUUAGUUAAGGAAGUCAAAUAAUGA
Messenger RNA from Paramecium tetraurelia, 294 nucleotides. RefSeq lists its product as uncharacterized. Gene Ontology annotation, cellular component: mitochondrial intermembrane space. The transcript is spliced from 3 exons. Lineage: Eukaryota; Ciliophora; Oligohymenophorea; Peniculida; Parameciidae. Gene Ontology annotation, biological process: protein import into mitochondrial intermembrane space. The record is from RefSeq and is a predicted model, not a curated record. Gene Ontology annotation, molecular function: zinc ion binding.